Molecule: messenger RNA, 501 nt
Organism: Thelazia callipaeda (thelaziosis nematode)
Lineage: Eukaryota; Metazoa; Nematoda; Chromadorea; Rhabditida; Thelaziidae
Source: the annotation of a GenBank genome assembly
AUGUCUGCUGUGGACGCCAAACAUUUCGAUGAAAUAUGCAAAAUCGAAAAAUACAUGCACAAAAUAAACUGUAAUAUCGAAACAUGCAGAAAUUAUUGCAUGCAGUUGGAAGCUGUACGAAUGAUACCUCGUUAUUCGUCAUUAAUGUCAUGUUCAGCUGAAUGGCAGUCAAAAGUAUGUGCACGAAUCGAGAUGGAGAUUGACAUGAUUAUCAGUGAAAUAUCCGAAUACUGGACUCAAAUUGAUGAACUUGCUAAGUCAUUGAGCAGUUACGUUGCUGACGUGCAACAUGAGCACGAGUUUCCUUUUGGCUAUCUUCAGGACUUACAGGAAUUUUUGUCGUACUUAAUGGAUGAAGUAAACAAAUGGCACUCUAAUGAUGACAAAACGAAGCCAGCUGUCUUGGAAUUCAUGAAGCCUGAAGUCACUGUUCAGAAAGCUGUCAGACGUUGUAAGCAACACUUACAUUCCGUUCUCAACAGCCCAACUAAAAAGCUUUAG